Sorghum bicolor (sorghum) is the source of this 1286-nucleotide messenger RNA. RefSeq names its product probable CCR4-associated factor 1 homolog 7. Bases 286 to 1125 code for a protein of 279 amino acids. NCBI's taxonomy places the organism in Eukaryota, Viridiplantae, Streptophyta, Magnoliopsida, Poales, Poaceae. The record is from RefSeq and is a predicted model, not a curated record. Gene Ontology annotation, cellular component: P-body; CCR4-NOT complex; CCR4-NOT core complex. The transcript has a single exon. Gene Ontology annotation, molecular function: poly(A)-specific ribonuclease activity; nucleic acid binding.
GUCUGCGCUCUUCGUCUUUCUCCGAAUUCCCCCCUCCUCUUCUUGCCGGAUCUCGCCACCACCUCCCCACCCGGCCACCCCCAUCCACCCCGCCCAUGGGAGCCCCCACCCCUCGCCGCUGACCCGUGGGCCCACUGCCCCCUGCUCCCCUCGCCCCCGCCCCCGCCCCGGCUGCUGCUGCUGCUCCUGCUCGCCCACGCAAACCCUAGGCUUUGCUGCUAGAAGAGCUCCAGCGACCGAGGAGGAGAAGAGAAUAAAGCUCAAAUCUUGGAUGCACCGUAACCGAUGGCGACACCUGCCGCAGAGAAGCCGGAAGAUGUAGAGAUCCGCGAGGUUUGGGCGGACAACCUCGAGGCUGAGUUCGCCGUGAUCCGCGACAUCGUCGACGACUACCCCUAUGUGGCCAUGGACACGGAGUUCCCUGGCGUUGUGUGCCGCCCGCUCGGCACUUACAAGACGGCGGCCGAGUUCAACUACGCCACACUCAAGGCGAACGUUGACAUGUUGAAGCUUAUUCAGCUCGGGCUCACCUUCUCCGACGAGCAUGGUGGGCUGCCGGCGCUCGGCGCAGACGGCCGACCCUGUGUGUGGCAGUUCAAUUUUCGAGGCUUUGACCCUCGGACCGAUGUGGCUGCAUCUGACUCCAUCGAUCUGCUGCGCCGCAGUGGUAUUGACUUCUCUCGCCAUGCUGCUGAUGGAGCUGACGCCCGCCGCUUUGCUGAGCUGCUCAUGUCCUCCGGCGUAGUAUUGAAUUCAGAUGUGCACUGGGUGACUUUUCAUAGUGGCUACGACUUUGGCUACCUGCUCAAGCUACUCACCGGCACAAAUCUGCCUGAUACAAUGUCAGGAUUCUUCGAUCUCAUCAAGAUUUACUUUCCUGUUAUCUACGACAUCAAACAUUUGAUGAGGUUCUGCAAUAGCCUCCAUGGAGGGCUGAACAAGCUUGCUGAGCUGCUUGACGUCGCAAGGGUUGGAAUCUGCCACCAGGCAGGGUCUGAUUCGCUUCUGACAGCGCUGUCCUUCAAGAAGCUUAAAGAGGCAUACUUCAACGGGUUAACUGAGAAAUAUGCUGGUGUGUUGUAUGGGCUUGGCUUUGAGGGUGGAGAGACCACCUCUGCUCACUGAGUAAUGGAUAGUUAAAUAAAAGAUGAACUAUUUAUGAAAAUGGAGAGAUCUGUUUGGUGACUUUGUCUGAUGUUUUCCUUUUGCUUGCCCUGGAAAAGGUACUCUCUUUCAGCUAAGUUCUGAUUUCCCCUGCAAGUUACCUUCAGCUAAGCUGUUCUAUG